Messenger RNA from Linum trigynum, 1758 nucleotides. The record is from the annotation of a GenBank genome assembly. Lineage: Eukaryota; Viridiplantae; Streptophyta; Magnoliopsida; Malpighiales; Linaceae.
CACUAGAAUGGAAAAUCGAUAGCCAUGAAUUCGACUGUAAAUUUUGUUUGCUUUUGUUAUCGUGAUGACGGGGAUAUUGGGACAGUGGUGGUGAUGAUGAAGUCGUCGGAGUCAUCGCCGCCUGGGACAAGGAGCGGGAGUCCCGGGACCGGCAGCGAAGACUCUGACCGUGGUGACGACUCCGGCCACGUCCUCUUCAAAGAAACCAGCUCCAGGAAAAGGUACAGGCAUGCAGCAAUGUAACUAAUUAAGAGUUACAAAAAUGUAGUAUUAAUACUAAUUAAGUAAUUAUUAACCACUUGCUCCCCCCCCAAUCAAUGUGACUAACUGCAUGUGCUGCUGUCUGCUGACUAAUUAUGGUAAUUAUAAGUAAAUUUGAAGCGAAACUUUUUUUUUGUCAAAAGAUAUCAUAUAUUGAUCCAAACAGAAGAUAGUUACACCCUGGAAACCAGUCAGGUCUGGAAAUCAAAGAAGCGACUCAUAGUCGGAUACAAAGAGAGGGCUUUCCUAUCUACCAAAUGAGCUACUCUAUUGUUCUCCCGACCUACAAAACGCACACUAAAGCCAGGCUGAGCACGAAAAUAAUGAUCAAUCUCUUCCAGAACAGCACCCAACCGGCUAUCUCUUGUGUUGGCCUGAUUAAUUUUGUCAAUUAUCACUUUUGCAUUACCCUCAAAACGGACCUCCGACAAACCUUGCUCCACACACCAAAUAAUAGCUUUCCUAAGCACAAGCAAUUCCACCACUGCCGGAUAAUCCAUUUGAGCAAACUGGACCCCUCUAGCCAGAAAGAGUGUCCGCGCUGGGUCAAAAAUAACCAUCCCACCAGCCGAAUGAGACCCACCCUUAGUAGCCCCGUCCCACAUGCAAACCAAAUGGGAAUCAUCCAAUUGUGCUGUAGAGUGCAUUAUCGAGGUUAGUACCCUAGGCGCAUGGUCCGCUGGUGCACCCACCCAUUCCUCAUACUGUUGGUUAAACAGUCGCAUGAGUGUUGGAAUCCCAAAUUGUUUGCCUUCAAAGGCCACCCAAUUCCGAGAUCGCCAGAUCCUCCAAAGGAUGGCAAUAACAGCCAUAACCAGUGACAGUUGAUGGAUCAAACCCAACAGACGUUUGAGAAACAAAGAAAAAGUCUGGCGAGGCAAACCCUCUCCCAAGUAUUCCAGCCCAGAAUAAUCCCAGAGAGCCCGCGCCACUGGACAAUAAAGGAGCAAGUGUUCCAUUGUCUCCGGGCCGUCCCAACAAACUUGACACCGAGGUAGCACCUGGACCUUUUUCUCAAUAAGCGCCUCCAUACCAUCACAGAUUUCGGGCGAUUUAUCUGAAAUGCCAUUUUCUUUCGAUUCUGGAGGCUACAGAUCACGGAAUCAGGCAGAGGCUAUUCUCCACCGAUAAUGAAGUCUAUUGAUCCUAUUCUCCACGGAUGAUACGUCAGUUAAGCAUCGAUUUGGGCCAAUUUAUUUUUGGAUGACAUUUUCGUAAUUUCUUGGGCGACGAAAGACCAUUUUCGUUGGAUAUUGAAGGCUACAGAUCACGGAUUCGGCCUGAGGCUAUUCUCCAACGAUGAUUGAGUCCAUUAAGCACCGAUUUGGGCGGAUUUAUUCCGGGUCAAUUUUUGGCAGAUUCCAAAGGGGUACCAUCAGUCCAUAACAGAUUUCAGGCGAUUUAUUCGAAAUGCCAUUUUCUUUAGAUUCUGGAGGCUAGAGAUCACGCAAUCAGGCCGAGGCUAUUCUCCACCGAUAAUGAAGUCUAUUGAUCCUA